Chrysoperla carnea is the source of this 4520-nucleotide messenger RNA. RefSeq names its product dual oxidase (gene Duox). Gene Ontology annotation, biological process: response to oxidative stress; defense response; superoxide anion generation. Gene Ontology annotation, molecular function: calcium ion binding; superoxide-generating NAD(P)H oxidase activity; heme binding. The transcript is spliced from 18 exons. Gene Ontology annotation, cellular component: NADPH oxidase complex; plasma membrane. The record is from RefSeq and is a predicted model, not a curated record. Bases 176 to 4468 code for a protein of 1430 amino acids. NCBI's taxonomy places the organism in Eukaryota, Metazoa, Arthropoda, Insecta, Neuroptera, Chrysopidae.
UUAUGUAAUAUAAUUAAUUUUAUUAUUGUUUUUGUAUGUUUCAGACGGAUUACAAAGUUAUACCGAAAAACAGCGUUACGAUGGAUGGUUCAAUAACUUAAAUCAUCAUGAUUGGGGUUCUACGAAUACCCAUCUUAGUCGAAAAACACCACCAUCAUAUUCAGAUGGCGUUUACAUGAUGGCUGGACAAAAUCGUCCAAGUCCUCGAAAAUUAUCACAACUAUUCAUGAAAGGUGAAGAUGGUUUAGCAUCCGGAGGAAAUAAAACAGCAAUGCUAGCAUUCUUUGGGCAAGUUGUCACUUCGGAAGUAGUGAUGGCAAGCGAAAGUGGUUGUCCAAUUGAAAUGCACCAUAUCGAAAUUGAUAAAUGUGAUGAAAUGUAUGAUAAAGAGUGCCGAGGGGAUCGUUCAAUACCGUUUCAUCGUGCUGGUUACGAUAGAUCAACGGGACAAAGUCCAAAUAGUCCUAGAGAACAAAUAAAUCAAAUAACAAGUUGGAUCGAUGGUAGUUUUAUUUAUUCAACAAGCGAAGUAUGGGUGAAUACAAUGCGAGCAGCUGUAAAUGGUUCCUUCCUUACAGACGCAACAGGACGUAUGCCUGUAUUAAAUACCAUGCGUGUUCCUUUAUUCAAUAAUCCCGUACCAAAUGUAAUGCAAACAUAUAGUCCAGAACGAUUAUUUUUGUUGGGUGAUCCAAGAACAAAUCAAAAUCCAGCAUUAUUAGCUUUUGGUAUAUUAUUUUUUCGAUGGCAUAAUGUUGUUGCCCAGCGUGUUCAACGUCAACAUCACGACUGGUCCGAUGAAGAAAUUUUCCAAAGGGCGAGACGGAUUGUUAUCGCAUCUUUACAGAAUAUUAUUGCCUAUGAAUAUUUGCCAGCGUUUUUAAAUGAAGAGUUACCACCGUAUGAGGGCUAUAAACAAGAUGUUCAUCCUGGUAUAAGUCAUGUAUUUCAAAGUGCAGCGUUCCGAUUUGGACAUACCAUGAUUCCACCAGGAAUAUAUCGUCGUGAUAGCGAAUGUAAUUUUACGAAAUAUAAACCGUUACGAUUAUGUUCAACUUGGUGGGAUUCAAAUGAUGUAUUAAACGAUAACACAUUAGAACUACUAUUAAUGGGUAUGGCUUCCCAAAUAGCUGAACGAGAAGAUAAUAUUUUGUGCUCAGAUGUACGCGAUAAGUUAUUUGGUCCAAUGGAAUUUACCAGACGUGAUUUAGGCGCAUUAAAUAUAAUGCGUGGUCGUGAUAAUGGUAUCCCAGAUUAUAAUACAGUUCGUACACACUUUAAAUUAUCCUCGCAUAAAGAAUGGCAGGAUAUUAAUCCGAAAUUAUUUAAAGAUAAGCCAGAUAUGUUACGAACAUUAGUAUCAGCGUAUAAUAAUAAAUUGGAUAAUGUUGAUUUAUAUAUUGGGGGAAUGUUGGAAUCGAAUAAUGGUCCUGGUGAGUUAUUUACAGCGAUUAUUAAAGAACAGUUUAUACGAUUACGUGAUGCUGAUCGAUUCUGGUUCGAAAAUGUUGAUAAUGGAAUAUUUACCGAAGAAGAAAUUGAAGAAAUUCGGCAAAUCACAUUAUGGGAUAUAAUUGUGAAUAGCACCGAUAUUGGUCCUGAUGAUAUUCAACGAAACGUAUUUAUUUGGAGUGAAGACGACCCAUGUCCUCAACCAGAACAGUUAAAUGCAUCUAAUUUGGAACCUUGUAAAUAUUUAAAAGGAUUCGAUUAUUUUUCGGGUAACGAAUUCAUCUACAUUUAUGUCUGCAUAUUUUUAUGUUUCAUCCCCAUAAUAUGUGCAGCUGCUGGCUACAGUGUCGUUAAACUACAAAAUCGACGAAGACGACGCUUAAAAAUUAAACAAGAAGAAUUAAAAAAAGGAAGUGAUGCAAAAGGUCCAGUAGAUAAAAUGUUUGUUCGAGAAUGGCUCCAUGCAAAUCAUAAACGUAAUGUUAAAGUAAAAUUUGGUCCAGAAAUUGCAUUGUACACAAUUAAUCGAAAAGGUGAAAAAAUGCGAACGAUUAACUUUAAAAACGUUGACACUGUACAUGUAGAAGAAUCGGAUGAAACUCGCCAUAAAAAGAAACCUUUAAUUUUAUUACAAGCGCCGCAAGAUUACGAUUUAGUUUUGGAGUACGAUACGAUUGCAUCACGUCGUAAAUUUUUAGCGAAAUUAGAAACAUUUUUACAUUCACACAAAAAACAUUUGAAAAUUACACGACAAUUACGUGAUGUAAUUUUGGCAAAAGCUGAAACUAGAGAACGACGUCAAAAACGGUUAGAGCACUUUUUCCGUGAAGCGUAUGCAAUUACAUUUGGUUUACGGCCUGGAGAAAGACGUCGUCGAUCUGACUCUAGUAUGGAUGGUGAAGUAGUCACCGUAAUGCGAACAGCUUUAUCUCAGAGUGAAUUUGCCAAUGCACUUGGAAUGAAAGCAGAUGCUGUAUUUGUUAAGAAAAUGUUUAACAUUGUGGAUAAAGACAAGGACAAUAAAAUUUCCUUCCAAGAAUUUUUGGAUACUGUGGUAUUAUUCUCACGAGGUAAAACUGAAGAUAAAUUACGAAUUAUAUUCGAUAUGUGCGAUAAUGAUCGAAAUGGUGUCAUUGAUAAAGUUGAAUUAGCGGAAAUGUUGAGAUCAUUGGUGGAAAUUGCGAAAACUACUAGUUUAUCGGAUGAUCAUGUUACGGAACUUAUUGAUGGAAUGUUCCAGGAUGCUGGCUUACAACACAAAAAUUAUUUGACCUACGAUGAUUUCAAAUUAAUGAUGAAAGAAUACAAAGGUGAAUUUAUUGCAAUCGGGUUAGAUUGCAAAGGUGCUAAACAAAACUUUUUGGAUACAUCAACAAACGUUGCAAGAAUGACAAGUUUCCAUAUUGAACCAGCCUAUGAUUCGGAAGAUAGCUGGUUUACCGAACGUUGGAAUUGUGUUACAACAUUUUUGGAAGAAAAUCGUCAAAAUAUAUUUUAUUUAUUUAUUUUCUAUGUGAUUACAAUCGCAUUAUUUGUUGAACGAUUUAUUCAUUAUUCAUUUAUGGCCGAACACACGGACUUACGUCAUAUUAUGGGUGUUGGUAUUGCCAUUACUCGUGGUUCAGCAGCUUCAUUAUCAUUCUGCUACAGUUUAUUAUUGCUGACAAUGUCCAGGAAUUUAUUAACAAAAUUAAAAGAAUUCUCAAUACAACAAUAUAUACCGUUGGAUGCACAUAUACAAUUUCAUAAGAUUGUUGCUUGCACAGCGUUAUUCUUUUCAAUUUUACAUUCUGUUGGGCAUAUUGUGAAUUUUUAUCAUGUUUCCACGCAACCGUUAGAACAUUUACGAUGUUUAACAAGUGAAGUGAGUUUCCCGUCCGAUUAUAAGCCUGGUAUUGCUUAUUGGCUGUUCCAAACUAUUACAGGAAUUACCGGAGUUCUCCUGUUUAUAGUAAUGUGCAUUAUUUUCGUAUUCGCACAUCCAACGAUUCGAAAAAAAGCAUACAAUUUCUUCUGGACAACUCACAGUUUAUACGUAGUUUUGUACAUUUUAUGCUUAAUACACGGAUUAGCUCGAUUAACUGGUGCUCCACGAUUCUGGAUGUUUUUCAUAAUUCCAGGAAUGAUAUAUGUUCUAGAUAAAGUUGUAAGUUUACGAACCAAAUAUAUUGCAUUAGAUGUAAUCGAAACCGAAUUAUUACCAUCGGAUGUAAUCAAAAUCAAAUUCUACCGACCACCAAAUCUAAAAUAUUUAUCUGGGCAAUGGGUGCGUUUAACUUGUACCACCUUCAAAUCAAAUGAAUAUCAUUCAUUUACGUUAACGUCAGCACCGCACGAAAACUUUUUAUCAUGCCAUAUAAAGGCACAAGGUCCAUGGACUUGGAAACUACGUAAUUAUUUUGAUCCAUGUAAUUAUAAUCCAGAGGAUCAACCGAAAAUACGUAUUGAAGGACCAUUUGGUGGUGGUAAUCAAGAUUGGUAUAAAUUUGAAGUUGCUGUUAUGGUCGGAGGUGGUAUUGGUGUAACACCAUAUGCAUCAAUUUUAAAUGAUUUGGUUUUUGGAACGUCUACGAAUCGAUAUUCUGGUGUUGCGUGUAAAAAGGUAUAUUUCUUAUGGAUUUGUCCAUCCCAUAAACACUUCGAAUGGUUUAUUGAUGUUCUAAGAGAUGUGGAGAAAAAAGAUGUAACAAAUGUUCUAGAAAUACAUAUUUUUAUUACACAAUUCUUCCAUAAAUUUGAUCUUCGAACCACAAUGUUGUAUAUAUGUGAAAAUCAUUUCCAAAGAUUAUCACGAAUGUCAAUGUUUACCGGUUUAAAAGCGGUCAAUCAUUUUGGAAGACCUGAUAUGUCAUCAUUCUUAAAAUUUGUACAAAAGAAGCAUAGUUAUGUAAGCAAAAUUGGAGUAUUUAGUUGUGGUCCACGUCCACUUACCAAAAGUGUUAUGUCAGCAUGUGAUGAAGUGAAUAAAGGCAGAAAAUUACCAUACUUUAUACAUCACUUUGAAAACUUUGGUUAAUAAAAUUAGUUAGCAAAAAAUUGAAGAUGGUGAUCUUUUAAAAAAAAUUUUA